Messenger RNA from Sporisorium graminicola, 1800 nucleotides. RefSeq lists its product as uncharacterized. The record is from RefSeq and is a predicted model, not a curated record. Gene Ontology annotation, cellular component: Golgi apparatus. Bases 1 to 1800 code for a protein of 599 amino acids. Gene Ontology annotation, biological process: protein O-linked glycosylation. Gene Ontology annotation, molecular function: alpha-1,3-mannosyltransferase activity. NCBI's taxonomy places the organism in Eukaryota, Fungi, Basidiomycota, Ustilaginomycetes, Ustilaginales, Ustilaginaceae. The transcript has a single exon.
AUGGUCGUGACCAACUUUUCCAGCAUGCUCCGAUCCCAGAACGGCAGGUCGUUGGGCGUCAAGCUGCGCAUCACCACGGGCAAGAUCAAGGCGUUCUGCCUGUUUGUCUUUGUCCUUUGGCUUGUGCGAUUGGCAUUGCAAGUGCGCCCAUCCCUCUCGCCACUGUAUGCCAAGCACGUUCGAGAGCUCGAUGCAGCCGCACACGAUAUUUGGAUGGACUACAUCGUCACACAUCCUGUCGAGGUCGACGAGAGGUACGGUUUCAGGGAGAUGGGCUUCCGCGCUCACGCUUAUGCAGAGAUGGCCAGGACGCACCACAUAGGCCAGCUGGAACGCAUUGAGGAGAGGCUCUGGUCGUUCGCCCCGGGCGCUGCACAGAUUCGAAAGCAGGCUCUGCAAGUAACUCCCGUGCGCCCCGCCGAUGCCGGCAGCAAGCAAGCAUCGUCGAAUGCACCGCCCUCGGUCGAGUCGAUCGUGAAGACGCUCUUGAAAAAGUCAGGCAGUCUCACGCCGAAUCAGACCUCGGAGCUUCUCACAGCAGCACAGAUCGAGGACGAGGCGAAGGGCGGUAAACGACGAGGAAUCGUCAUGGCCGUGUCGCGCUUUACGGUGCUUGCGGCCAUCCAGACCAUCACGGUGCUCCGAGAGAUGCACGGCUGCCUCCUGCCUAUCGAGAUCUUUUACCACACGGACGACGAGCUGCCCGCUGCGCUCGUGGAGUUGCUCAAGUCGCUCGGUCGUGUGACGGUGCACGACAUUGACACUCUAUCCAACUUUACCGCAGAGCUCGAGGACGACGCAGGUCGCUACCCUGGUCUCAAGGAGACGUGGGAGCGUCAAUCGCUUGCACUCCUCGCUUCGUCCUUCCAAGAGAUACUCAUCGUCGAACCGCAAGUCGUCUUCCUCCAAGACCCGGCCGAGCUGUUCUCGCAUCCCACUUUCGCCAGCACGGGCACGCUCUUCUUCCGCUCCAAGGCGAAACCCGUGGACAAAGCGUCUCAGUUCCUUGUUGCCUUCCUCAAACGUCAGAUCGAUCAAGGCGCACCUUCCAAGGAGCUGGCCGAGAGUGCGUUCUACUCGCACUCGAUCGGAUCGAGGAUGGACAUGGACGUCGUGGUGCUCGACAAAUCCAGACCGGGAGUGCUCUCUGCGCUGUUCAUGAAUGCAUGGAUGAGGCGAAAGACGGUCAGGGCCAUGUUCUGGGGAGCGUACCCAAAGAUGAUGAACGAAGGUCUUUGGCUCGCCUUUGAGCUGGCCGACAUUGCCUAUGCGUUCGAAAACACAUGGCCAGGCGCUAUCGGUAGAUUCGAUGGCGAGUGGGACGAUCACUCUCCCGUCAUCUGCUCGCCGCGCACCAUCCAGUUCCUGUCGCCCCACGUCGCAGAGGGCAAGCUGUCGCACAAGUACUUUUCCCUCUUCCAGUCGCAGAGCAGCAGCAGUAGAAAGGGUACCAUGGGCAAGCCUAAGGCGAUCGCUGCGGGCGAAAAGCCGUUCUGGUUCCACGGCGGCUUCCUCGUUCCCGGUGAGAAAGUCGAGAAGUACUACACGCCCAACGUGUAUGCCCGAAACAUGCCUCCGUACACCAAUGUCGAGGAAGACCAGACCGGCUCGGACAACUGCCUGUUUGGCGCCACGCUCAACAAGCUCAAGAGCACCACUGUCCCCGCGGCGUUAGAAAAGGCGAUCGAGAUUGCACACGAGGCAUUCAAAAAGCACCAGCCAGUCUUGGUGUACUACGCCCCCAUCCCCAGGCUUCAAGCCGAGCCAUCGCCGGGUGAUAAGGAGGACGACGAUGAGUAG